Molecule: messenger RNA, 2115 nt
Organism: Diplodia corticola
Lineage: Eukaryota; Fungi; Ascomycota; Dothideomycetes; Botryosphaeriales; Botryosphaeriaceae
Product: abc transporter
Exons: 1
Coding region: 1-2115 (704 amino acids)
Source: RefSeq, a predicted model, not a curated record
AUGUCGAUAACCACCGUAUCAAAACCGACCCCACCACCCCGGCCCAGCCGACCCGACGCCAACCAAACGCCGCUCACGCCCACCUCUCCACGGCUCCCCGGCGGCUGGCCGACAACACACACCUUUCCACUCCCACACCCGCCUCACCCCAAGUCCCCGCCUCCAUCUCCACCCGUCAGUGCAGGCUUGAGCGAGAGUCUUCCUUUCGCCAUGACGCGGAUGCUUCUCGAAAGCGGCGUUGUCGAGGCCGCUGCGGUAAGAGGUGGAGAUCCGCCCAACUCGCCCGCCACGCCAGGAACGUGGCGAAGCGGCGGAAAGUGGAGGGGAGCGACUGGUGAGCAGCAGCAGAAGAAGAGGACAAGAUACUGGCGGGGCAGGAGCAAGCGGGCCAGCGUCAGCAGCAGCGAGAACAGCCUCGAAGAUGGCCCGUACGUGGGCCGGCCGCGGGCGUUGACGCAGCCCACACAGCUGGGCAUGAGCUACCAACAGCGACCACUACCGCGCGUAUGCGAGCGCCGAUGCAGCAGCCCGACGGGCCCGCGCCGCCCACGUGUAACCGAGACGCAGGGUUGGAGCAGCAGCAGCGACAGCGAGGCUUCUGACGAUGACGUUUCCACGUACAAUCCUCCUCGUCGAACAUUGAGGGUGCGGAGGGGAUCCGAUACGAGGCCGGCAACCGUGCUGCGGUUGGAGGGCGUCGGUGCGGUCGUCAUCGAGGAGGCACCGCGACGGGCAAUCAGUGCGAAAGCCGGCGGAGGUGUCAGGCUUGUGGAUGCGCGCAGCCCUGGCGAGUGGAGCACUCCUGUCAUUGUCAAGGACGGAGAGAUGAAUGUCGUGGAAGCCGAGGCCGUCGAGUUCCAGCAAGAGGCGACGUUGGGCGAGCCAGGUCCAGGACUCUCAGGCAAUGAGAGAGUCAUGAAGACAUUGAGAUCGAAGAGGAUGGAGGCUUUGCGAACGGGCAGGUUGUCACCCGGCGGUGCUCUGGAUUUCGAAGAGAGGCCGCUGCCGUCGACACCGAUGAGCAUGCAACCGACGCCUAGAGAGCUGUAUCCUGCAAGCGAUGGCUCUGUUUCAACUUCGCCGUCUCUCUCAUCGUCGCCGGCUCUGACGCCUCCUGCAACAACAUCUCUGCCGUUGAGGUUUCCCAUGCCUCCGUCCCACAUCCCUGGGCGGCCGCCUCUUCAGCCACUGCCCGAAACUCCCGAUAUCGUUGACGACAACACCACCGACGAUAUGGGCGCAUCGGCAUAUCCUCUGACACCGAUCGCUACCGACCUGAGUUCGCUGUCCGUCAUUGCUGGACUCGGAGAUGACUCUCCAUCCGCACACCGGAAGACCCGCUCUGAUUCUCGUCCAUCGAGGUCAAGCAACAGCAGCCGUGCAGGAACAUACGACGACGCAUCUCGAUCCAGCAGUGUGUCAACCACGAGCAUCCGCUUGCGCAGCGGGUCGGUGGUGACAGUCAUCCCGCCAGAGCAGACAGCAUGGCAACGGACUGCUUAUGUUGCGGGCCCGAUCAGACUGAACAACUUCAGCAAUCUGGCUAGCAGCAGCGACGCAUCCCUUCCGGGUCUGUCGAGGAAACGUGGCAAGGCGGGUAGCGUCGCUUCUCUUGAUGCGUUCCAGGACGCGAUUGAGAGCCUCCUGGAGAACCCUGCGACCCAGGGUCGGCGCGCCAGUGAUGAGAACGCGCUUGAAGAGCUGGUCGAGUACUUUGAGGAUUUCGGCUUCAGUCCAGCGGGUGGCGAGGGGGAGUCGUUGGACUGUUACUGGUCAUCGGAGCUCAACGGGGACGCCAAGAGCCGCGGCAACCAUGGCAGCUUCGGCACUGGCUGGCUGAGCCCCCCACCCGAGAAGCCGGUGCCUGUCGUGCCCGUACACUUCCCAACGGAGUACUCCUUGACCGCCAAGAGAAUGAGAGCAAUGAACGGCAGCAUGGGUGCUGUGGAGGUCAUUGAGAUGCAGGAUGGAGACAGCGGGAGUUUGAAGAGAACUCCGAGUUUGUUAAGCAGAGCAAGUCGGACUAGCGGCGAGAGGAGGAGUCGUUUGGCCGGACCUAGUGGCCAAAAGACCAAGCUGAGGAGGCUGAUGAUGAGUGCAGGGGGGAUUCUGUGA